This is a messenger RNA of Melitaea cinxia (Glanville fritillary), 1837 nucleotides long. Its product is annotated as gastrula zinc finger protein XlCGF57.1-like. The annotation marks the transcript as partial. Gene Ontology annotation, molecular function: zinc ion binding. The record is from RefSeq and is a predicted model, not a curated record. The transcript has 6 exons. NCBI's taxonomy places the organism in Eukaryota, Metazoa, Arthropoda, Insecta, Lepidoptera, Nymphalidae. Gene Ontology annotation, cellular component: nucleus.
AGCAAAAAUGGUAGACAUGGAUAAGAUCUGUCGUACUUGUAUGAAAAGAGAUGUUUCGCUAGUGGACUUGUUUGGGCCUUUAAAAAUUGAAAAUUAUAGUUCUUUGAAAUUAGCAGAUGUUUUAAUGGAGACUAUCCCCUUGCAGGUAAGCAAUGAAGAUGGUCUACCACAAAGUCUUUGCGAUGAAUGUGUAAAAACAUUGCAAAUAAUGUUUGCGUUUAGAAAUCAAGCUCUCCAUUCCGAAUCUGAAUUAAAAAAACUGAUCUUUUUAAAUAAUAGAAUAAAAAAUGAAGAUGUUGACUAUCAUUAUGAAACCGACUUUGAUUUAUUUGGUUACGAGGAUUUGUCGUCUGAUGAUGUGCAAUCAUUACCAGAUACAGAACAUAAAGUCAAGAUAUACAAUUGCGUUACAUGUGAUAAAAAGUAUACUGACUAUGAAAAGUAUUUAAGACACAAAUCAGGCCAUGAGGACUCUUCAAAAUCACACCAAAAAAGUGGUAAAAAAUCUCAUAGAAAUACGCUAUUGAAAGAACGUAAAAUUAAGCACUGUGAAACCACUGAUAUUGCCAAUGUUCAAUUAGAUCCCAAGCCAGAAGACUUCCAGGUUGAAAUUAAAUUGGAAAAUGAAGAACAGAAGUGCUCUGAAUGUUCAUUAUUAUUUCAAACCCGUAAUAAAUUAUUGUCACAUUUAAAAGAACAUCUUAGCAGUAAGUCAACGGAUCAAAACCUUAACACCUCAUUCCAGCAACACAACAUAUUGGAAAAAAUAGAUACAAAAUUAAAUUUACAAGUCUGUAAGGAUCUGUUUAAAUGUCUACAAUGCAAUCUCACAUUUAAAACAUAUGGAUCUCUUUUGUCUCAUCUAAAGAAACACAAUAAAAAUUGUAGAUAUAAAUGUAACGACUGUGGUCGAGAGUUCUCUGCAAGGGGAUCUUUAAAAAGACAUUUGUUAUUGCAUUCAGAGAAAAGACCAUUUAAGUGUGAAAAAUGUUCAAAAUGUUUCGCUCGUCAGGAUGCCUUAGUCUCUCACAUGCAUAAACACAGUGAUGUCAAAAAAAACACUUGUGAAUAUUGUAAUAAAGGUAUUUAUAACCUUUCUUUCACUCAGCUGUGUGCUUUGAAGGAUCACAUCAGAACACAUACUGGCGAGACACCGUUCCUCUGCUCUGAGUGUGGGAAGGGUUUUAAAAACAGUUCCAACCUACGGCAACAUCUGGCGCGUCACGCUGGUCUUAAGCCAUUUUCGUGUAAUCUUUGCUCUAAGACAUUUUGUACCAAAGGUCAAGUAAAUAGUCACAUGCUGUCGCAUACAGGCAUUCAGCCGUUCAAGUGUAACGAAUGUGGAUCGUCAUUUACAAAGUCUACUUCAUUGAAGAAACACAAACUAAUACACCUCGGCUUAAAACCAUUCGCAUGCGAUAGUUGUGAUAUGAGGUUCACGUCGAACGACCACCUGAAGCGGCACCAGCGCCGGCACACGGGCGAGAAGCCGUACCGCUGCCCGCACUGCGCGCGCGCCUUCACGCAGAGCUACGACCUCGCCAAGCACGCGCGCACGCACCUCGGCCAGAACCUCUACCAAUGUACAAUCUGCCAAGAAAGAUUCAGACUAAUGAGAGAGUUAAGACAUCAUUACCCAGUUCACAACACCAACACUGGAUCCAUGGCAGCCACGGAUAAGGAGACACCCGUAGAGAUCCUCACAGGGUCUGCUGAUGAGAACGUAGACAAUAACAUCAACGAAAUUGCCUCGGAUGCUCAAAUAACUAUUACCUUUAAUAGGAAUGUUCUCGAAAAGGACGGAACAGGUGAUAUAACUAUAAAUAUAGGACCGGAA